GUGCGCACCUGGGCCGCCCAGUCUGAACGCUGCAUUAUACUACAAAUCACUUUCACCUCUCGCGAUAUUGGACCAAGAGCUUUGGCACAGUUAGUGCACGCCACUUGUCGCCACCGCCCGGCAUAUUAGCGGAGAACACAUCAAACGAACGAUAUCCAUCCGAGCUGUGUGGUAUAUGCAUUUUUUUUUACACGGCGCCAACGCAAAAAUGUACCUGUAUUGCUCGACAUAACACAUGAAAGAAUUGUGAACGAAAAGUGAAAGAAAAUUUAAAAAAAAAUGAUGACUGAAGGACCAAUAUUGUCCGUUCUACUAAUCGUGUUCCUCGCUAUCAACUCGGCGUAUUCCGAAGGAAUACAAAAAUGCGAGAAUACGCCUAUGAAACAAAUCAUUUGCGAGUUUGGAACCGCCAAAGAUAUACCUAACUUCGAUACUUGUCUGUGUACACAUAUCGCAGUUCCGGUUAGCUUAGAAUCGGAAAAAGACGACGAUACUUCGGAUUUUACGUCGACGAUCAAAACAUACAAACAAACCAAUGGCGAUCUCAAGUCGUUGGCUGCGAUUUCCAUGUACGCGGAAGACGUUGCAAAGAAGACAAACCAGAUUUGCAAUGAAAUCGUCGACGUGUUGACUCACUACGAUGGUGUACAAUUGGAUCUAAGGCAAUCUGAUGUGUCCGUAGAUAAAUCACUCGUUGUGCAUUUCUUCAAGGAAUUAUCGUCUGAAAUUGAAAAUAAAUUCAAAAUAGAGUCAACAAAUAAUUCUUCAAAAACAUUUAAAAACCCAAAAGAAAUCCAACUGGUGCUUCCUCCAAAUGCUGCUAUAAUGACAAAAUUUUAUGAUCUCAAAAAACUUUCCAAGUAUGUAAAUUAUUUUAUAAUUGCAACACAUAAUCUAGUAGAUAAUUCUGAACAAGGUUAUUCAUACCACCCCAGUCGUCUUAUGGGAGCCGAUGAUUUACUCAAUGCUGAUUCUUUAAUUGAUCUUGUAAUUGGACUUGGCGUUGACCAUUCAUCUAUACUUUUAUCAUUGCCUUCUACUGCGAGUAAGUUUGAGCUCAAGGAUCCUACUCAGAACACUCCUCGAUCACCAGUAAUCGGAUUACCAACAACAAUUACGCGCCCAAAAAUGUGCGAAGAAAUGAAAGAAGGUAAUUGGACCAUCGAAAGAGAUGAAGAUUUAACAGCACCAUAUGCAUUCAUGAAUAGAACAUGGAUGUCAUUCGAUGAUAGCGUCAGCGUUUCAAUUAAGGGAAAAUACAUAUUACUACGAGAUUUAGCUGGAGCAGUUAUUACUGAUGUCGAAGCGCUGGAUUGGAAAUUAACAUGCUUAAACCAAACUGCAGUAGAACCUUUAAAAGAACUUACAAAAACGUUUACUGAAACUGCGAGAAAAUCUAGGUCAGCUCAAUUAUUAAGUUUACAAGAACAAUUACAACGGCCGGCUGAUCAAGGAUUCUAUUUUAACAAUGAAAUCAGUUAUUCACCAUAUUAUAUCGAGAGGGUGGUUACUAGAGACGGAGAAGUUCAUGCAAUUCGAAAAGAUACAAAAACCGAAUUUGAAUGUUCACGACAAGGGUACUUCAGACAUCCAAGUGGUUGUAAUCGAUUUUAUCGCUGUGUAAAAUUCGAUCAAAAAUCCAACUAUUUUACGGUUUACGAAUAUGAUUGUCCAGAUGGUUUAGCAUUUGAUGAAAAAGUUGAGGUAUGCGUAUGGCCUGGAUCUUUAUCUAAUACAGGAGCUUGUCAAGGUUCAAGUGAAAUAGCUCCUGUUCCUAGGAAUCAAUUUGUCUGUCCACCAAUAGAAGGUUACUACGCUGAUCCUGAAAACUGUCGCUGGUUUUUCGCUUGUCUUGAUCAUGCUAAAGAUGGUUAUACUCCACUUACAGCAUACGAAUUUAGAUGUCCAUUUGGAUUGGUGUUUGAUGAAAAAACGUUAAAAUGUGACUGGCAAUGGAAAGUAGGAUCUUGUGGAACCUCGGGAAAAUCAUAUAACUACGGAGAACAAUCUUAUCAAGCAAACCAAUACAACACAUUCUACGGAAAAGAGUCAUCUAUUCCUUACUACGGAAAAUAUAAUCAAGAUCAAUCUCAAUUUUCAUUUGAAACUAGUGAUACUUAUAUUGCUCCGAGUAAAUUCGAUUUCCCAUAUUCUACAACUAGCAAACCUAAUUUAUUGUAUGGAUCUACAGAAAAUUAUGUUACGCCAAAUGCACCUAGGUUCUUAUAUAGUUCGGCACAAUCUUACGCACCACCAAAUAGUCCUCAAAUUGCAUACGGCUCACCAGAAACGUAUGUUAACUAUAAUAAACCUCAAUCUCUAUAUGGAUUAACUGGAACUUAUGCUUCUACAAAAAGUCCAGGAUUCUCAUAUGGAUCUACGGAAUCAUAUGCCACUACAAAUAAACCACAAAUAUUUUACGGUUCAAAUGAAGGAUAUUCCAGCACAACCAAACCGAGUUACUUGUAUGAAUCUUCAGAAUCUUAUUCUACUACCAGCAAACCUCAAUUAUUUUACGGAUCUUCAGAAUCGUAUUCUACAACAAGCCGACCUCAAUUCUCGUUUGGCCCUUCAGAAUCAUAUUCUACAACAAGCCGACCUCAAUUUUCAUUUUUCCCUUCAGAAUCAUAUUCUACCACAAGCAAACCUCAAUUCUCUUAUGGAUCUUCUGAGUCUUAUUCUACUACAAUUAAACCACAAUUCCCAUACAUUAAAACAGAUAAUUAUGUAACACCAAAUUAUCAGAGUAAAUUACCUAACUUUGAUUUGAAUAAUUAUAGACAAUUAGGAGUACUUUAUCAUCAACAACGCGAUUCUGUAAUAGAACCACAACAACAUACUGGAAUUCUUCUUCAUCAACAAAAUAAUUUCCAAAGUAUACCAGUUAAUAAAAACUACGAUUCUCAUAAAAACGAUGUUCAAUAUCCACCAAUAAAAGAUUUUGAAACUUAUUCUACAACACAAGGACCUUUAAAUAAAAUACCCAGUGCCAGACUCUAUUCAGACAGUUAUUCUUCUUCUAACGUUUACUCGCACCCAUCAUUACCUUAUGAAAAUAAUGCAUACAAAAAUUCUUAUUCUAUUUUGGGAGGAGCCAAUGGAUAUGAUUCCCACAAAGUUAACGAACAAUAUCAGCCUUCAUAUAACUUUGAAACAUAUUCGACGACUUUAAAACCCAUUGCUAAAUUGCCUGAGGUACCAAAUUACUCAGAAUCAAAUAUAUAUUCAAAGCCUACUUCUAAACCAUUUGAAGAAUAUUUACAAGAUAUUUCUCAUUCAAAAUUAAGUGAAGAAUCAAAAUUGCAAUACUCUACCACUAGUUCGCCUUAUUUAUCUUCGUCUCCAAGCAUUGACUUUAACGACUACCAUAUUUCCUCGACUACACAAAAACCAACAUUACAUGACACCAGCUUGUAUAAAGAUAAGUUCAAGACUCAAUUUAAUUUUGAAGAUUAUAUACCAAGACUUUCCAGUCAUCAAUAUCCAUCUACUACUUCAGUUAAUGAUUAUACACCGUCUGUUCGUGGAAAUAGCUAUGAUAAUAGCUUUGCACAAAUUUUAUCUACAUAUUCAUCCACCACUCCAAAACCAUCUGUACUUUACUAUAGCUCACCGUCGCCAACAUUAUCAAAAGUAAAGGACUACUCUGAGAGUUAUGGUUCUUCAUUAUCAUAUCCCGUAACUACAGAAAAAUCAGUAGAUUAUAAUUUACCUAUUUCUUCAACUUACGCUCCAUUAGCGUACAGUCCUUCAGUUACUCCAAGUGCAUACACACCAACAUUCAAACCAACGGUUGAUUAUUACACACCAUCAUCUACAGUUGCUAAUGAUGAUUCUGUCUUCGUCGAAGAACUCAUUUCUAAAUUGUCCAAAAGUCCAAUUUCAAAUACAUAUUCAACUAGUACUCCUAAACCAAUAUAUGGAAAUUAUCCUCCACAACAAGCUGGAGAGUAUAUACCAAAUGACUCUUUCAAUAUUGAUGAAUACAUAUCAAAAUUAUCAGAAUCUAUUGAGAAUUCUACACCAAAACCAUUAUACUCGAGCACUUCUCAAAAACCGUAUGUUGUAUCAUACGUUUCGAAUGACUAUUCAUCUCAACCACUACCCACUUCAGUUUACUUAUCUUCAACUGAAGAACCUAAGACAUUUGAUCAUGAAUCAUAUUCAGCUCUUCCUGUGCAAUCAACAACGUGUAAACCCGAAGCUUCAAUAAAAAUAUCAUCCCCUAAGAUACCAUACAUUCCAUCAUUAGAAUCUGUCUUUAGUGUAAGGCCUCCUGUUGCAUACACACAAAGACCAGAACCAUUAGUUGGCUAUUCUAGCACAGCUUCUGACUUGAUAAAUUAUUAUCAUAAUAUUCAUUCAUCUUUAGAUUCUGCUUAUCGCUCACCAUUGCCUAGAUAUUAUGCUACUCCAGUGGGAAAUUCACUUUACACUAAUAAUUAUACAUUGCCCAGAGAAUAUGAAAAAGACGGUGGACAUCAUUUACAUGCAGCUUAUCCAGCGUACCCUCUAAAACCAAUAAUUGUAGAACCAGUUAGUCCAGAACUGAACGCAGAGUUUGAACGUUACUAUACAGCUGGAAUAAGACAGAACUUGAAGAGCGAAGAUAACGGAAAAGUGCUUGUAACCGGUGAUAAUAGUCCUUUAAUUGUAGGUAAAUUGGGAGCUCAAUGUGACUGUGCUAAAAAGAAGAAGCCAACAAUUGUAUCGACUACAACCAGGACAGUAAUCGAAACCGACGAAGACGAUGACGAUGAAAAAACGUCGAUCGUAAAGGAAGUAGAAACAAAGACCAAAGUAGUAUUGGAAGAAGUAAAAAAACCAUCAAAUAAGAAGUUAUGUACCCGAGCAGGAUUAUUUAGAGAUCCGAAACAAUGUAAUAAAUUCUAUUCGUGUAAUUGGGACAAGUGGACACAAAAGUAUGAACUUAGUGAGUUUAAAUGUCCAAUUCACCUUGCUUUUGAUGAAAAUUUAAGCGCUUGUAACUGGCCGUCUAAAGGACCGGCAUGCUCACACGAUACGCUCAUUAAUUACUCGAAUUAAUCUUAAAUUAAAUCAAGAAAAUUCUAAAAUGCACAUAACUUUUCAUAUGAAACACGUUUCAGUGUUUUCUAAAAGCAAUAUUAACUUGUAAACAAUGUACACAUAUAAAUAUAUAUAUACCUAAUUUAAGUUAUGAUAAUUGUAUUCAGUGUAUACUGUAUAGGUAUUCUCAUACACGUUAUAAGAAGCACGAUAAAUUAUGUAUUUAAAUAAGUUUGAUACCUAGGAAUAAAUAUAUAAUACUAAUAUAAAGAUUUGAUACAUAGUUUGGUUUAUCCCCGAAUUAUGACGCGAGUAUAAAGUGUACCUUUUGUAGUUUUCAAUUACAAAAUAAUAUUUACUUAUUCAAAUUCAGUAAAUGUUAAAAUGUGUAUUAUAUGUAUUUAAAUAAGUACUUAUCUACCUAUGUAAUAUAGAUUAAAUACCUACCUACCUAUUAUUUAUUAUAAUACUUAACUUUACAUAAAUCCGUCUUUAUUAUUUAGUAUCUAGUUGAUGAAAUACAGUUUUUGGUAGGUUAUUAAAUAUAUAUAUUAUAUAGGUAUUUUACAAUAUUUUAAAACUUUCUUAGCAGCUAAAAUCAUUUCAAUAUAACGUUAAAACAUACUGCUAUAAACAAUCUUUGUAAUAUUUUUUUAAAUUUUAUAAGUAUGGAAGUAAUUCAAAAUAUUUAUAAAUACAAAGUAUAAAAUAUAUUAAUAUAAAAUACUUUAUUUCACAUUAAUAUAUUAUUACUUUAUGAUUUAUAAUAUAAAUUAUUUGUAAAUAAUAAACAUUUUUAUCAGCAAUAAUUAUUGUUUUUUAUAUAGGUUUAAGUAUGGAUAAUAUGAUUUUUAUACAAGUAGAUAAAAAAAAAGUAUUAAUAUUUUCUUUACCAAUAUUUUCUGACUAAUUUCUCAUAAUGGUGUCAUCGCUCAAUGAUUGUCUGAACACUCAAAGUCUGAACUACUACCUAAUGUGUUUAUGUAAAAAAAAAUGUAUUGGUUUAUAAUCAACAGAAACCUACAAAAACAUAUCCAUGGUUUAAUUUUUUUUCAUGAAGUGGAGAAAAUAUUAAUUUAUAUUUGUUUAUUAUAAAUUGUGGUGAUUCAUAAUAUAAAUCUAAACCACUUAACCAAUUGUCUAGGUACAUUUUAUAUAAGUAUCUAUUAUUUAAACUAUACUUAAAUUGUAAUUAUUAAAAUGAAUACUAUUUAUACCAA
This is a messenger RNA of Aphis gossypii (cotton aphid), 6248 nucleotides long. RefSeq lists its product as uncharacterized. Gene Ontology annotation, molecular function: chitin binding; chitinase activity. Gene Ontology annotation, biological process: chitin catabolic process; carbohydrate metabolic process. The record is from RefSeq and is a predicted model, not a curated record. Lineage: Eukaryota; Metazoa; Arthropoda; Insecta; Hemiptera; Aphididae. The coding region runs from base 280 to 5046 and encodes 1588 amino acids. Gene Ontology annotation, cellular component: extracellular region. The transcript is spliced from 13 exons.